UGGUUGCCCUCUGGGGGUCGCUAACGGCUGCCGGGCAGCGGCUCGGCGGAAGAUGGCGGCGCAGCGGCCGCUUGGCCGCCCCCGAGCAACGGGCGCCGCCAUGCACGGGCUGGGCCUGGUCCUGCUCGGUCUCGUCAUCGUCCUGCUGCAGGCGGUCCCGGCAGUUCAGUGUUCAAGAAGUGCAGAGUCAAGAAGCAAUAGCUUAAGAAUAGUGGGAUCCAUCUUAUCUCCAGUGAAAGUUUAUGUUAAGCUGGAUCACAGCAGUCCGCAUAUUCUGUGUGUUACAAAUCAUCUGCGAAACUCAGAAUUGAUUGAUCCAAUAUUCCGGUGGAAAGGACCACAUGGUUAUCUCUCUUCGGAAAAUUCCAGUGUGCAAAUAUCACCAGCGGGAACUUUAAUAUUUGAACACUUCAGUUCUGACCUGAGUGGAGUUUACACUUGUUCUCUUGUUUAUAAGCUUAUCGCUGAGCAACCUGAUAAAAGACUCACAAUAAAAUAUCAUAUUUAUGCUUAUUCUGAUCCUCAGUAUUACUAUGAAUUAACAGCGAAGUAUCAUGCAGCCCCCUGCAAUAGUUUACAUAAUACUUCUUUUGGGAAGACAUUGCUUCAGAUACUAAGUAAGCUUGUUGCUGACCUUUCAUGUGAGGUUUCAUUAAUUAAGUCAAAAUGCCACCAUGUAAAAAUGCAGAGAGGAGGCCUCCAGGAUGAAAUGUUCUUUACAUUUUCAGUUAUGUGCUUAGAAACAGAAGACAACAAACUAUGUUCGCAAAGAGCUUGUGAUGUACCUCAUAGAUUAAACGAGGCAAAAAACCUCAUAGAGAAAUUUUUUAAGCGAGAGGUGGAAAUUAGGAAGGAAAGUUCUGAACCGUUGCCUGAAAUAUACUACAUUGAAGGUACACUGCAAAUGGUGUGGGUUGAUCGUUGCUAUCCAGGAUAUGGAAUGAGUGCUGUAAGGCAUCCAGACUGCCCAGAGUGUUGUGUUGUCUGCAGCCCAAGAUCUUACAAUCCUAGUGAUGGAAUUCACUGUCUUCAGUGUGACACCAGUUUGAUAUAUGGAGCAACAACGUGCUGACAGUAGAGGGACUGGCAAAGCUGCAAUAGCUCUCAUACGUUUUAACUUGGUAAUAUAAAUAAAGAUUUUCAUUUAAAUAUUUACCUGA
Messenger RNA from Coturnix japonica (Japanese quail), 1160 nucleotides. RefSeq names its product zona pellucida binding protein (gene ZPBP). Gene Ontology annotation, biological process: acrosome assembly; binding of sperm to zona pellucida. Gene Ontology annotation, cellular component: extracellular region; acrosomal vesicle; zona pellucida receptor complex. Lineage: Eukaryota; Metazoa; Chordata; Aves; Galliformes; Phasianidae. The record is from RefSeq and is a predicted model, not a curated record.